This is a messenger RNA of Penicillium macrosclerotiorum, 2994 nucleotides long. Its product is annotated as phosphatidylinositol-3,5-bisphosphate 5-phosphatase. Gene Ontology annotation, molecular function: phosphatidylinositol-3,5-bisphosphate 5-phosphatase activity. Gene Ontology annotation, biological process: phosphatidylinositol dephosphorylation. The transcript has a single exon. The record is from RefSeq and is a predicted model, not a curated record. NCBI's taxonomy places the organism in Eukaryota, Fungi, Ascomycota, Eurotiomycetes, Eurotiales, Aspergillaceae. Gene Ontology annotation, cellular component: intracellular membrane-bounded organelle. Bases 1 to 2994 code for a protein of 997 amino acids.
AUGGAGAGCUUCGAUGAUGUGACUCUGAUCGGCCCGGUGUCUGAUCCCUCUGCUCUUGAGGACCAUGACGAGCAUCUUCUCCCUACCAACAAUGAUACCAAGAUACGGAAGCCCGCAGAUGCGGAAUCGACAGAGCCGGGCACUCCCACUUCAAACCGGUCGCUGACUACGAGCCGAGCUCCCCAGAUCGAGCCAGCUACCAGUAACCUCACUGGAGAGCCGUCGAUUUCUUCUGAUUUCCCUAUAGAAGAGGAUGAUGAAGAACCCCGCGUGGCCACAUCCUUCGAGCGGGAGGCAUCACUCCCUUCAACGCAGAAAAACCGAUCAGGUCUGGACGUGGAAGAGGAGGGUAUUAACCGCAUUCAUAAAUUUACGCUGUAUGAGACUGCAACUCGGUUCUAUAUGGUUGGUAUCAAUCUUGCAGAGACACGCUUUCGCAUCCUCAAAAUCGACCGGACGUCAGAGUCGGGCGAGCUGAGUAUCACCGAGGACGAUAUGAUUUACAGCAAGAGGGAGAUGGUCCAGCUGCUGGAUGCAAUCGACGAUGGCAAUAAGAUUUCGGGAGGCUUAAAGCAGAAGUGCAGUGCGUGGGCAUUACUCGGUUUUAUUCGAUUCACAGGAGCCUAUUACAUGCUUCUCGUUACCAAAAGAAGUCAGGUCGCGAUGGUUGGAGGCCACAACGUUUACCAAAUCGAUGAGACCGAGCUUAUCUCUUUGACCACCUCUGAAUCUUCCAAGAUGAAGCCCGAGAAACAGUCGGAAGAGGACAGAUACAAGGCGAUUUUGAACAACCUCGAUCUUACUCGGUCCUUCUACUUCAGUUAUUCCUACGAUAUUACCCGGUCACUGCAGCAUAAUAUCUGCCGGGAACGAAAAGCUCACCAAGAUGGCCUCCCUCGAAGCUUGUCCCAAGACUACAAUACGAUGUUCGUUUGGAACCAUCACCUGCUUGCCCCUGCCGUGGAUGCUCUUAAGCAUCCCUACGAGUGGUGCCUCCCUGUGAUCCAUGGAUAUGUAGACCAGUCUAAAAUGAGCGUUUACGGGCGGGUGGUCUACAUCACGGUAAUUGCACGUCGCUCCAGGUUCUUCGCAGGAGCACGAUUUCUCAAGCGUGGUGCCAAUGACCUGGGAUACGUGGCGAAUGAUGUGGAGACUGAACAGAUCGUGUCUGAACAGACUACAACUUCAUUUCAUUCCGCUGGACCGGAACUGCAUGCGAACCCUAAUUACACCUCGUAUGUCCAACAUCGAGGAAGUAUACCCCUAUACUGGACGCAAGAAAACACUGGUGUAUCACCCAAGCCAGACAUUGAGCUGAAUCUGGUUGACCCAUUCUAUUCAGCUGCGGCAUUGCAUUUUGAUAAUCUUUUCGAGCGAUAUGGAGCCCCAAUAUACAUCCUGAAUCUCGUCAAAUCCAGAGAACGAACUCCAAGAGAGUCGAAGCUCCUCAAGGAAUUCACCAACGCUGUCACCUACUUGAAUCAAUUCCUGCCUGAGGAUAAAAAGCUCGUCUACAAGGCAUGGGAUAUGAGUCGUGCAGCAAAAAGUCGGGAUCAAGACGUGAUACAGACGCUGGAGGGAAUCGCAGGCGAUAUUAUACCAAAGACAGGAUUUUUCAAGAAUGGCUCGGAUAUCGAAUCCGGCCUUCGGCUCCAGAAUGGCAUCGCACGAACGAACUGCAUUGAUUGCUUGGAUCGCACGAACGCUGCACAAUUUGUGAUUGGUAAACGUGCGCUCGGCCAUCAGCUCCAUGCCCUUGGUGUAAUUGAUGAAACAACCGUUGAAUACGACACCGAUGCGGUCAAUCUUUUCACCAACAUGUGGCAUGACCACGGAGACACCAUUGCCAUUCAGUAUGGAGGCUCUCAUUUGGUCAAUACAAUGGCCACUUACCGCAAAAUCAAUCAAUGGAGCAGUCACUCCCGCGACAUGGUCGAGAGUUUCAAGCGAUACUAUAAUAACUCCUUCCUCGACGCACAGCGUCAAGAAGCAUACAACCUUUUCCUGGGAAACUACAUUUUCUCGCAGGGGGCUCCCAUGUUGUGGGAUCUUUCGACUGAUUAUUAUCUGCAUCACGCAGAUCCUCGUUCAUACCUAGAGAAAAAACGCCCAAAUUACAUAUCCUGGUACACACCGGAAUAUCUGAAAGAGCGAGAGAUGCCUGCCCUCCCAAUUCGCCCGAAUGAAUCGCUUUCACAUUUUGACGACUACUGGCUAGAAUACUACCGUCCUCUAGCGCUAUCUACGAUGUCCAAAAUCUUUUCUUACAAGAUGAAUUCCACGCUUCGCUAUCUACCUGCCUUCCGCCCUGGGCAACCAGCCCCUGAUCUCAGUCCUUUCGUGCCUCGUAUUCCCGCAGAACAAGCUCAACGUGACCGUGCGCCUCAACGGAGCGUCAAAAUCCAGGUGCCAUCGGAAAUGCAUGGAAAGCAAUCGGACGCAGCUCCGUCUCCUGCGGAGGAUACUCAAAUUUGGACCCAUCAACCUCCAUCUUCAUCCAAGCACCCACCCCCGGCAGGAAUUAUCAAAGAGCCUACUUUUGAAAUGGGCCAGGCAUCGCGCAUCCCUCCUAUUAAUGCUCCGAUGUCAUCAACUCCUAGCAAAGCACAAAUUGCGCAGUGGACUCUAGGACAACUUGUGACAGACUCAUUGAAUCCUUCAGUCACAGCGACCGAGGCAGAAGAAUAUGAGCGUUACAUCAACCAUCCUCUAAAAGUCCCGCUAGUCGUGACAUCUGAAGAGGAAGCCACCGCCACAUCUUUACGCGAGGAUGGCCCGAACUCUGACCUACACGAAUAUGUCAACAAAUGUAAAAUUGAAGAUGCUGCCCUUGAAGCUCACGCGGAGGCAAACAUGGCUGAUUAUGCUGAAUUCUUGAACGUCUCGGAGGAAGGUCUCACCGUGGUCGGUGAAGACUACCAAAAAAAGCGGUACAAGCGAUAUCGCCAGUGGCUACGUGGGAAAAGCCUUUUCAAACAACGCGUUGACGUGUGA